AUAUUUAAAGUUAUGAGACAAUCCAUAUUGAUAAAAACAAACUAUAAAUCGUAAUCUGAGGCAUUAAUACAAAUCUAAAGUGUGAAAUAUGAGCAUAUUAAAUAAUAAAAAUCUGCAAGAGCUUUGUAGGACUUGUUUGAGUAGCCUUAAUUCUCAAAUAACAGAGAAGAAAAUUAGCUAUAAUGUUUACGUUGUACCCAACCUAAGCAAAUUAUUAAUAUUAUUUACAUCAGUUGACUUGAAUAACGAGAAUGAAGAUUACCCGAAUAGUCUUUGCCAGCUAUGUUACGAUAAACUAUUAGAUUUCCAGUCUUUUCGGGAUUUAGCAUUGAAAUCAGCGGAGUUGCUCUAUGGCUUUUUAAAAGAAACUUCUAAAUGUGACUCACUAUUUGAAAGAGAACCGAGUAAAACAAAUCAGAAAAAUGAUAAAUCUGAAAAGAAGUCUAUAAAAAUGGACCAUGAUAAUUAUGAUAAUCAAUUACUGCUUCCUGAAUUGCUCAUCAAAUCCGAGCCAAUUGAUGAGGAGCUGCAACUAAGUGAUUCCAGAAAUGUCUCCGGAAUUUAUGAUUCAUUCGUUGAGAAUUAUAAAACAAAAAUGGAAAUUAAUAAUGUACCUGAAAAUAAUGGUUUCGAUACCACAUAUGAUUCUAUCGUACAUUUCAACAAAGAUGAAGUACAAAACUGCAAAUUAGAUGUAAAUGUUUUAGGUAAUAAUAUUCCAACCAAUGAAUAUAGCGUCGAAAACUAUAAAAUUAAAUCUGAAAUUGAUUCAGAAUAUGAAGAGGAUAUCACUUUUUAUGAAAAUAACGCACUGGGUACUUCGUAUGAUUCAAUCGGUGAUGACGCAGAUGACGAAGAACAUGCUCUUCGUAAUGGAGAUGCAAAUUCCUCUAGUAUUUUGUUGAAUGCAUCUUCAUCACCAAAUAAAUAUAACACAUCUCGCAAACGUGACCGAAAUAAAAAAUCGUUAAAAUGUCCAAGAUGUGAUAAGCAAGUUUACAAACAGGUAUAUCUAGAUGCACACAUACGCGGUGUACAUGAAGGUCAUGAAAAACCAUUCUUGUGUUCAGAGUGCCAAAAAGCCUUUACGCGUUAUAAUCAAUUGCAUAUACAUAUUCAGUCGAAUCAUAUACUGCAACAAAAAUUCAUAUGUGGAUUUGAUGGUUGUGAAGCUACAUUUAAAAUGAUUACCACUUUGGAAACUCAUAAAAAAGUUGUCCAUCUACCCGAUGCACCUUCUUUGGAAGAUAGUCUGCAAGAGGUUCUAGAAAUGCAUCAAGCACAAUUAAACAAAGAAAUUGAAAUGGAUCACAUAUGUAAAGAAUGUUUCAGAAAAUAUAGUUCGAAACGGGCACUUACGCAGCAUUUAAAACGGCAUGCUCAAAUAAAGGAACAUAUAUGUAAAGUAUGUGGUGUUGCCAAAGUUACUAGGACUGAACUACAAACUCAUAUGCGUACUCAUGAACCGAACUUGGAAAAAUUUAAAUGUACUAUUUGUCCGCAAGAAUUUAAUCACAAAAAUGCGAUUUCGCGUCAUGUUCGCGUUGUGCACGAAGGUCAGCGCAGGUUUCAAUGUGGCUUCUGUUCGAAAAGGUUUGGAACUCGUCGAUCACAAAUUUGUCAUGAACGUCUUCACACGGGUGAAAAACCUUACAUUUGUGAUUUAUGCAGUAAGUGUUUUGCUCAAAUGGAAGGAUUAAAAUCACAUAUGAAAAAUCAUGAUAAAAAUCUACGAAAACAUGUUUGCUCCUUUUGCUCACAACGUUUUAUUACUCGACAAAAUCUUUUCGACCAUGAAAAUCGUCAUCGAGGUGAUAAACCACACAUUUGCAAUAUAUGUAGUAAGGGUUUUUAUAAGAGCGAUGAUUUAUUUUUGCAUCGAAAUCUACAUUCAACUGAUGAUAACACACCAAAUAUCGAUAUUGAUGUCGUAGACAAUAAUCUAAAUCAAAGUAAUAUGUUUCAUAAUGAAAGUUCACAAGAUAGUGAAAUCCAAAGCGAAGAGGAAUCAUUAAAAGAAAGAAACGCGAAAAACGAUAACGAACAUAUAGAAACCGAGUAUGAUAGAAAAUUUGUUAAAAAUCAAAAUCAGUUUUCCUACCAAAGAACAGUAAACAACUCAGAAAUGAAGAAUCGCUGUAAUCUAAAUAUGAGCAUAUUAAAUAAUAAAAAUCUGCAAGAGCUUUGUAGGACUUGUUUGAGUAGCCUUGAUUCUCAAAUAACAGAGGAGAAAAUUAGCUAUAAUGUUUACGUUGUACCCAACCUAAGCAAAUUGUUAAUAUUAUUUACAUCAGUUGACGUGAAUAACGAGAAUGAAGAAUACCCGAAUAGUCUUUGCCAGCUAUGUUACGAUAAACUAUUAGAUUUCCAGUCUUUUCGGGAUUUAGCAUUGAAAUCAGCGGAGUUGCUCUAUGGCUUUUUAAAAGAAACUUCUAAAUGUGACUCACUAUUUGAAAGAGAACCGAGUAAAACAAAUCAGAAAAAUGAUAAAUCUGAAAAGAAGUCUAUAAAAAUGGACCAUGAUAAUUAUGAUAAUCAAUUACUGCUUCCUGAAUUGCUCAUCAAAUCCGAGCCAAUUGAUGAGGAGCUGCAACUAAGUGAUUCCAGAAAUGUCUCCGGAAUUUAUGAUUCAUUCGUUGAGAAUUAUAAAACAAAAAUGGAAAUUAAUAAUGUACCUGAAAAUAAUGGUUUCGAUACCACAUAUGAUUCUAUCGUACAUUUCAACAAAGAUGAAGUACAAAACUGCAAAUUAGAUGUAAAUGUUUUAGGUAAUAAUAUUCCAACCAAUGAAUAUAGCGUCGAAAACUAUAAAAUUAAAUCUGAAAUUGAUUCAGAAUAUGAAGAGGAUAUCACUUUUUAUGAAAAUAACGCACUGGGUACUUCGUAUGAUUCAAUCGGUGAUGACGCAGAUGACGAAGAACAUGCUCUUCGUAAUGGAGAUGCAAAUUCCUCUAGUAUUUUGUUGAAUGCAUCUUCAUCACCAAAUAAAUAUAACACAUCUCGCAAACGUGACCGAAAUAAAAAAUCGUUAAAAUGUCCAAGAUGUGAUAAGCAAGUUUACAAACAGGUAUAUCUAGAUGCACACAUACGCGGUGUACAUGAAGGUCAUGAAAAACCAUUCUUGUGUUCAGAGUGCCAAAAAGCCUUUACGCGUUAUAAUCAAUUGCAUAUACAUAUUCAGUCGAAUCAUAUACUGCAACAAAAAUUCAUAUGUGGAUUUGAUGGUUGUGAAGCUACAUUUAAAAUGAUUACCACUUUGGAAACUCAUAAAAAAGUUGUCCAUCUACCCGAUGCACCUUCUUUGGAAGAUAGUCUGCAAGAGGUUCUAGAAAUGCAUCAAGCACAAUUAAACAAAGAAAUUGAAAUGGAUCACAUAUGUAAAGAAUGUUUCAGAAAAUAUAGUUCGAAACGGGCACUUACGCAGCAUUUAAAACGGCAUGCUCAAAUAAAGGAACAUAUAUGUAAAGUAUGUGGUGUUGCCAAAGUUACUAGGACUGAACUACAAACUCAUAUGCGUACUCAUGAACCGAACUUGGAAAAAUUUAAAUGUACUAUUUGUCCGCAAGAAUUUAAUCACAAAAAUGCGAUUUCGCGUCAUGUUCGCGUUGUGCACGAAGGUCAGCGCAGGUUUCAAUGUGGCUUCUGUUCGAAAAGGUUUGGAACUCGUCGAUCACAAAUUUGUCAUGAACGUCUUCACACGGGUGAAAAACCUUACAUUUGUGAUUUAUGCAGUAAGUGUUUUGCUCAAAUGGAAGGAUUAAAAUCACAUAUGAAAAAUCAUGAUAAAAAUCUACGAAAACAUGUUUGCUCCUUUUGCUCACAACGUUUUAUUACUCGACAAAAUCUUUUCGACCAUGAAAAUCGUCAUCGAGGUGAUAAACCACACAUUUGCAAUAUAUGUAGUAAGGGUUUUUAUAAGAGCGAUGAUUUAUUUUUGCAUCGAAAUCUACAUUCAACUGAUGAUAACACACCAAAUAUCGAUAUUGAUGUCGUAGACAAUAAUCUAAAUCAAAGUAAUAUGUUUCAUAAUGAAAGUUCACAAGAUAGUGAAAUCCAAAGCGAAGAGGAAUCAUUAAAAGAAAGAAACGCGAAAAACGAUAACGAACAUAUAGAAACUGAGUAUGAUAGAAAAUUUGUUAAAAAUCAAAAUCAAUUUUCCUACCAAAGAACAAUAAACAACGAUGCAACUCAGAAAUGAAGAAUCGCUGUAAUCUGGUGACAAAAUGAGCAUUAUAGUCAUGAAAGCUCAUUGAGCUGUUAUAAGUUUAAAAAAAUAUUUUAUAUAUGUUGCAUUUACAUCAGUCUGACUGAUGUAGUCUAACCGUUUUUUAGACAGAUUGUUAAAUUAAAUUUGUGUAAUAAAAGUUGAAAUUUUAAAAGA
Messenger RNA from Teleopsis dalmanni, 4381 nucleotides. Its product is annotated as zinc finger protein 62-like. The transcript has 6 exons. Gene Ontology annotation, cellular component: nucleus. Gene Ontology annotation, biological process: regulation of DNA-templated transcription. The coding region runs from base 89 to 4198 and encodes 1369 amino acids. NCBI's taxonomy places the organism in Eukaryota, Metazoa, Arthropoda, Insecta, Diptera, Diopsidae. The record is from RefSeq and is a predicted model, not a curated record. Gene Ontology annotation, molecular function: DNA-binding transcription factor activity, RNA polymerase II-specific; zinc ion binding; RNA polymerase II cis-regulatory region sequence-specific DNA binding.